GCCGCGUGGGCACUGCGCAUGCGAAUCCCCGCCGCGGGGGUGGGUGUGUCGGGGGGGGGGGAGCAGGGACCCCGCCCCUUCGCGGCUCCUCGCGUGACGUCGUGGGGGGCGCCGGCCUCCGCCCUGCUCCGAACGGCUCUCCGUGGAGGCCCAGACCCCUCUGCUCCCCAUGGGCAGCUGCCAGGCAGGACACAACCUGCAUCUCUGUCUGGCCCAUCACCCACCUCUGGUCUGUGCCACUUUGAUCCUGCUGCUGCUUGGCCUUUCUGGCCUGGGCCUUGGUGGCUUCCUCCUCACCCACAGGACUGGCCUGCGUAGCCCUGACAUCCCUCAGGACUGGGUCUCUUUCUUGAGAUCUUUUGGCCAGGUGACCCUGUGCCCCGUGAAUGAGACAGUCACAGGGAAGUGGCGUGGGUCUCAUAUCGUGGGCUUGCUGACCACCUUGAACUUCGGAGAUGAUCCAGACAAGAACAAAACCCAGGCCUUCCAAGCCACGGUCCCUGGUAGUCAGAUGGGAUUGAAAGGGUCUUCUGCAGGAGAGCUAGUCCUCAUUACAGCCAGGGUGACCACAGAAAGGACACCAGGAACCUGCCUGUAUUUUAGUGCUGCUCCAGGAAUCCUGCCCUCCAGCCAGCCACCCAUAUCCUGCUUGGAGGAGGGAGCAGGAAAUGCCACCCUGAGCCCUAGGAUGGCUGAAGAGUGUGUCAGGGUCUGGAGCCACGAAGGCCUUGUACUCACCAAGCUGCUCACCUCGGAGGAGCUGGCUCUGUGUGGCUCCAGGCUGCUGGUUUUGGGCUCAUUCCUGCUUCUCUUCUGUGGCCUUCUCUGCUGUCUCACUGCUAUGUGCUUCCAUCCCCGCCGGGAGUCCCACUGGUCUAGAACCCGGCUCUGAGGGCACUGGCAUAGUUCCUGUCUUGUUCUCAGGUGUGAAUCAACUUCUUGGGCCUUGGUCCUGAGUUGGAAGAGAUGUUACAAAAAGUGGAAAGCUGGAAUGUGGUGGAAAAUAAAAGGCUUUUUUGCCCAA
This is a messenger RNA of Equus caballus (horse), 1024 nucleotides long. RefSeq names its product transmembrane protein 219 (gene TMEM219). The record is from RefSeq and is a predicted model, not a curated record. NCBI's taxonomy places the organism in Eukaryota, Metazoa, Chordata, Mammalia, Perissodactyla, Equidae.